AUGAAGUAUGAUGCCAUCAACAUAAAAAAACUUUUAAAAGAUCAACCAACAAAAUACGUGCUUGUGGACAAUAAAAAUGUCAAUCAUGCAAAACCGUCUCCAUGCUGGAAAAAGUUUGGUCUUCCGGCAAUAAGAGAUGAAAAUAAUCGUGACAGUGUUAUAAACAAAUUCGCAUCAUGCCGAUCCUGUUUCACAACUUACACAUAUACACAUGGAUCUACGAAAUCGUUAAAUUCUCACAAAUGUCCAAAAGAAUUACCAUUUACAUCAUCACCUAUUUCAUCAUUGAAUUCCAAAUCCUCUUCUGUGUAUUCUAACAACAGUCCUUUAAUUAGUGCAAAGAAAAAAACAAUAACCAAAUUAAUUGGCACAUGGGUAUGUCAAAAUAUGCGACCAAUCAGCAUCGUCGAGGACGAAGGUUUUAUAAGUAUCAUUCAAAAAUGUUUAACUUGGAAUACUGGUUCUUUAUCAAAUAUUAGUGGAAAUGAUAUUGUACCAUCACGCUGGUCCAUCUCACGAGAAAUCAGUAGACAAGCGGAUGAUAUUCGUGCAUCUCUAGGUGGUGUAUUGAAAUCUGCAGCUGAACAGGGCGUUUUAGCAAUUAGUCCGGAUCUAUGGAGUGAUAAAUUCAAGCAAAAUAAUUAUCUGGGAAUUACAGGGCAUUUUAUCGAUGAACGCAAUAGUUUACAUUCGAUCGAAUUAUGUUGUGAACCUUAUACUGAAAUAAACAAACGUGCACCAAAUAUUCGCAAGGCCAUCACUUCUGCUCUUUCUAAGUUUGGACUUGAUGAUUGUAUGAACAAAAUAACUUUCGUAUGUGAUCGUGGUAGCAACUUAGUAAAAGCGUUGGAAGAUUAUCAAGUCGUACAUUGCUUUCCUCAUCGAUUGAAUAAUGCGCUCAAGCGAGCAUUCUAUAGUGCAGGCACUCGAGACAAAACGGAAAGAAAAAAAGAAAAAAAAAACUCGAAUAACGAUCAACGUAUUACUCCAUCAACAUGGAAUGAUUUUACCACUCGUGACGACGAUGGACUUAUGGAUUAUGACGAUCGAGAUUCUAGUGAAAGUGAAUGUGAUGAUGAAGUGGUUCUUGAUGAAAAAUCAAUUGAAUUAGCUCUUCGAAGUUUAUCAUCAUCGUCGUCACCUGAAAGUGAUCAUAUAAAUGUACUCGAAGAAAAUUUGCCUCCUUAUGCCGCUCAAAUACUUGCAGUGAUAAGUCGAUGCAAGCAAUUAUGCUGUUAUGUUAAGAGAGUAAUGUCUAUAGAAUAUCACAGCUGA
Messenger RNA from Adineta ricciae, 1275 nucleotides. The record is from the annotation of a GenBank genome assembly. NCBI's taxonomy places the organism in Eukaryota, Metazoa, Rotifera, Eurotatoria, Adinetida, Adinetidae.